GAGUGAUGGCGCAACGCAGUCAGAGCGCGAGACUGGGAAAGUGAAGCUGCAGCUGACCGCUCCCAAAGGGAUUGACGGCACGAGCGGGGACCGUUAAGUUGGCCGUUGUUUUUGAAAACGUGGGCUCGUGACUCUGGAUCAUGCCGGCUGCUUGUGAUUCAUUAGUGGAAGACAUCGAAGAUAUUGUGUCAGCACAAGAUCCGACACCUCAUGAUCAACAGUUUGCAAAACGGAGCAUUGUCCCACAUGUUAGAAAGAGAAAAAAACACCAGCAGGAUGAGGGGACAGAUGAUGUACAGGCUGAUAGCGUUAUCCCUGGUGCACAGAAGAUCUGGGUGAAAACCUGGGGCUGUUCACAUAACAGUUCAGAUGGAGAAUAUAUGGCAGGUCAACUGGCGGUUUAUGGAUAUAAGAUUACAGAUAAUUCAUCUAAUGCAGAUUUGUGGCUGUUAAAUAGUUGUACUGUGAAAAAUCCAGCUGAAGACCACUUUAGAAACACAAUUAAGAAAGCUCAAGAACAGAAUAAAAAAGUAGUAGUUGCUGGAUGUGUUCCUCAAGCCCAACCACGGAUGGACUACAUUAAAGGCUUGAGCAUUAUUGGGGUUCAACAAAUAGAUCGUGUAGUUGAAGUCGUUGAAGAAACAAUUAAAGGUCAUUCUGUGAGGCUACUGGGUCAGAAGAAGGAUAAGGGUAAACGGUUGGGUGGAGCCAGACUAGAUUUGCCAAAGAUAAGGAAAAACCCGCUGAUAGAAAUCAUUUCUGUGAAUACUGGGUGCCUGAAUGCUUGCACAUACUGCAAAACCAAACAUGCAAGAGGAGAGCUGGCCAGUUACUCAGUUGCAGAGCUAGUAGACAGAGCCAUACAGUCAUUCCAAGAAGGUAUUUGUGAAAUUUGGUCAGAAAUGGGGCUGGUUAAUGAUGAUCACACAAUCUUCAGUUCCAUUAAAAAUUCCUCACAUAAUGAUGCCAUCUUUACCCACAUACAGAAAGACCUGACAGUGACCAUACUUGAAUACGUGGAACAGUCCCUUUUCCAUAGCUACACUGGCACCAUCCUCCACCUUUUCCUCUGCUACAUCAGUGACUGUAUUGAUACAGCCUCGUGCUCCCACGAGGAGCUUGAACGGUUCCACUAUACCUACGUCUUCCACCCUGACCUCAGAUUCAUCUGGAUCAUCUCUGACACCUCUCUCUCCUUCCUGGCCCUCUCCGUCUUCAUCGACCUACAUACUACUGAUAAGUACUUCAAACCCACCAAAUCCCACAGGGGUAUUCUUGUUAAAGAGUUCAUGGAAUGUGUUAAAGAUUGUUUCUUGGAUCAAUAUGUUGGGGCACCGGCCAGGAAGCGAGCUAUUCUAGAUUUGGAAAUGGCAAAAAUUCUCUGCCAUCCAAGGGUUUAUUCCUUCCUUCAUGUGCCAGUUCAGACUGGAUCAGAUAGCGUUCUUAUGGACAUGAAGAGAGAGUACUGCAUAGCAGACUUUAAGUUGGUAGUAAACUUCUUGAAGAAGCAGGUGCCAGGGAUUACAAUUGCCACCGACAUUAUCUGUGGUUUUCCAGGUGAGACAGAAGCAGACUUUCAAGAAACUCUGAAACUAAUUCAAGAGUAUAAAUUUCCUAGCUUGUUCAUCAAUCAGUUCUACCCACGUCCAGGCACCCCAGCUGCAAAGAUGGAACAAGUCCCAGCCCAAGUGAAAAAACAGAGAACAAGGAUGCUGUCCCAGCUAUUUCAGUCCUAUACUCCGUAUGAUCAUAAGAUUGGUGAAAAGCAGCAUGUUCUGAUAACAGAAGAAUCAUUUGAUGGCCAAUACUAUGUUGCACAUAACAAAUUUUAUGAGCAAGUUUUGGUGCCGAAGCAACCUGAACUACUGGGGAAAAUGAUCGAGGUAGAUAUUUAUGAAGCAGGCAAACAUUUUAUGAAGGGAAAACCAGCACAAAAUGGAAAGAUCUACACUCCUUCAAUUGUGAAACCAUUACUAAGGGGUGCAGUAUCAGGGAUGAUGGAGGAAUUUAAGACCAUUAAUGAGAAUGCACAUUACCGCUGGAGCAGUGAGAAGUCCUUCAGUGCAAGCCUGUUGCCUUGGAACCUGAAAUGCCCAAGAGUAAAGAUAGUGUCUUUAAGCCUGGCUGUGUUAGCAGUGAUAAUGGCUGUAACUAUAGCAAUAUUCAGAUAGGUCCUUUGAUGUCAACUGAACAAUUUUCUACCUAAAACGAGGUCUGAAACUGUGGUCUCAGUAUUUACACACAGUAUUGAGAUCACUGUAAUGAACAUAGUUUAUGUUUGAAUAUUUUACUGAAUCUUAUCUUGUUCAAAGCAAGUGGGUAACUUUUAUUUGACGUUUCUGUCCAUGGUAUUGCAAUGCAAGAUCAUGCAGUCAUUAGCCAAUGAGAAGAAUAUUUUUAUUCACUCUGCAAAAUCAUGUGUGUUCAUGUUCAAGAGUUUUAAGUGUAUAAAAUUUAAUAAAGCAGAAGUGUUUUGCACA
Messenger RNA from Chiloscyllium plagiosum (whitespotted bambooshark), 2480 nucleotides. NCBI's taxonomy places the organism in Eukaryota, Metazoa, Chordata, Chondrichthyes, Orectolobiformes, Hemiscylliidae. The record is from RefSeq and is a predicted model, not a curated record.